Sclerotinia sclerotiorum 1980 UF-70 is the source of this 2103-nucleotide messenger RNA. RefSeq lists its product as hypothetical. Gene Ontology annotation, biological process: regulation of DNA-templated transcription. NCBI's taxonomy places the organism in Eukaryota, Fungi, Ascomycota, Leotiomycetes, Helotiales, Sclerotiniaceae. Gene Ontology annotation, molecular function: zinc ion binding; DNA-binding transcription factor activity, RNA polymerase II-specific. The record is from RefSeq and is a predicted model, not a curated record. Bases 1 to 2103 code for a protein of 700 amino acids. The transcript has 6 exons.
AUGCCCUCAAACAACAUGAUGUCGGCUGGGCAUUUACCAUCCAAUCACAUGCAUACUUCAGGCUUAGAUGCUCUUGCUCAUGGUUCACAAUAUGCUAUCUCGCAGCUUCAUCAGCAGCAAGUGGACCUUCGUCAAAACUCACAAGCUCAUAGGAACACUGCUUCAAAGCAUCGACAGCAUCCUUAUGCCAUAGGAAUAUCUGGAAAUAACGCCACAUCUGCCAGGAGUACCGGAAAUUCUGGACCAAUCCGAAGGAGAAUCAGCAGAGCAUGCGAUCAGUGCAACCAGCUCAGGACUAAAUGUGACGGCCAAAGCCCAUGCGCUCAUUGCGUCGAAUUUGGACUAGGAUGCGAGUAUAUCCGUGAACGAAAGAAGCGAGGAAAAGCUUCAAGAAAAGACCUUGCACAACAAGCUGCCGCUGCCGCUGCCGCCAAUGGACAAAAAUCACCCACUGAUCAAUCGUCCGAAGAAAGAUCACCAGUGGAGUCUCGCAAUGAUCCAUCUUCCGCCACUUCCCUAACGAAUGACAAUGUUGAAUUCCCACGACACACACCAUCUAGGUCUUUGAGUCUCAACACAGCCGCAGUCGAAAAACCUUCAGCUCGUGAAUUGAUGAAAGGAAGAAUUCGUGCCGGUAGCCUCGAAAGCCUCACCGAAAUCCCAUCCCAAGGACAUCAGCCUCACGUUAACCGCGCAGAAGUCGAUCAAAUCGGGAGCCCCGGGUCCUUGCACUUACAUGGCUACUCAAGCAUGCACGGUUACCGCUCUACAUUAAAUCCCCACAUGAUGAACGGCAGUGGCAGUCAUGCGAACUUCAACAGCGCGCAGACCGGUUAUUCAGAUCUACCCUAUUCUAUGCAGGGUCAGAGCCCGCCUAAUUUUUCGGGUAAUACCCAAGCUCGUGGACGAAUUUGUCAAAAAUUACUCGAACUUACUGUCGGUCUUCUUAAACCUCUUAUUCACGGAACGAAUGGAAGCAAUGAAUCUGCUUCUAAUUUCUCUAAUACAAUCAUUAAUGGCGUGGCGUUGGGUGGUCUUGGCGUAGCGAUGCCCGGUUCGGUAUCUACAGAUGCGCUAAAUGAGACAGGUGCUUUUGGGGCAGCUGGAACUCUUGACGAUGUUAUAACUUAUAUUCAUCUCGCUACUGUUGUGUCAGCUAGCGAGUACAAAGGAGCAAGUCUUCGAUGGUGGAAUGCAGCUUGGUCAUUAGCUCGCGAACUUAAAUUGGGAAGGGAGUUACCACAAAACUCAACCACGAUGGCUUCCGGACAACCAAAUGAAGGAGCCAAUGAUGUUGAUGCUGAUGGAGAAGAUGAUGAUGAAUUACCCCGUACUCCGGGGCAGUGUACCGGACAUAGCAUAUUCGGAUACUUCCUACCCCUCAUGACGAUCCUCGGUGAGAUCGUAGAUCUCUACCACGCCAAAAAUCAUCCUCGAUUCGGCAUCGGCUUUCGUUCUGCUCGCGAGUGGGAUGAUCAUGCUAAUGAAAUCGCAAGACAAUUGGAUGCUUAUGGUCAAAGUCUACGGGAAUUUGAAUCUGAACAAAUCCCUCCGUUGCCCGAUGACCAAAAUGAUCAAAACAUGGAAGGCAAUAAUAUUCAAUCCUCUACAAACAACAAAUCUCUCGAACAUAACGAUAUCGGUACUCCUUCAGUUCACUCAGUUCAUUCAGCUCAUUCCGCUCACACCGCAUCUUCAAAUCAUGUCUCGGAAGCUAAUAUUCAAACGCGCAUCGUGGUGGCUUAUGGUACCCAUGUUAUGCAUGUCCUUCACAUUUUAUUAACGGGAAAAUGGGAUCCGAUUUCCCUACUUGAUGAUAACGAUCUAUGGAUCUCGUCGCAAAGCUUUAUCAAUGCGACGGGACAUGCUGUGGAAGCAUCACCCAGCGUAGUCAAAGCCUGCGAAACCAUCGUUCGAGCCCACGAAGCCUGUGUCGCGACGCUGAAUACAGAAUACCAGCGCAAUUUCCGCAAAGUAAUGCGCUCAGCACUCGCACAGGUACGCGGUCGCAUCCCAGAAGAUUUCAACGAGCAACAAUUGAAGCGGAGAGAAGUGCUUUCUCUCUACCGCUGGACGGGCGAUGGAACGGGUUUGGCUUUAUGA